Molecule: messenger RNA, 3972 nt
Organism: Brachypodium distachyon (stiff brome)
Lineage: Eukaryota; Viridiplantae; Streptophyta; Magnoliopsida; Poales; Poaceae
Exons: 13
Coding region: 555-2666 (703 amino acids)
Source: RefSeq, a predicted model, not a curated record
AGUUGCGUUUAACCCCCAUUACUGCCCACUGUCCGAACUGAAUCCCGUAACCCCCUCUUCCAUUCCACCCGUGUGCGUCCGUCUCCGCCCUAUUCGUCUUCAUCUCCGACGACCGCUGCGUGGCCGCCGGCGGCGGAAUCGCUCGUCUGCUCCGAUCAAGUCACGCCUAAUACCAGGUGUUGGGAGCCAUGGUCAGGAAACGGCAUGAUGUUGCUUCGGGCGAAGAAGACAUCAAGCAUGUCGCUGUAAGGAACAGGGCUUCUCCAUUUGGGCUGACCAAACUAUACAAGCAUUUCAAUGUUGCACAAAAGCUUGAUAUCAGGAACAUGGAGUUUACGCCUUUCCUCCAUAUCAACACCACCAAGCUACACAAUAAAGCGAUGGAUUGGCUUGCGAGUUGUUAUGACUCUUCGGCCAGGUGUCUUCUUAUCCUUGCCAAGGGCAGGAUCCCAAUGACCGAAGGAUCUGUCUACAAUGCUUUGGGGUGCCCCCGUGGUGAGUUGCCUGUCCCAUACAGAGUGGACAAGGACAUUGAGGCCCGGCUUGCACCAUAGAUGUUCCCUGGUAUCAAUCUAUCCAAAGCCCCAUUGCACAGCCAGGUGAAUAUAAUGUUGAAGGAUAUGACGGAGUCCGGCGACAGAUUCAAGAGGCUUGCCCUGAUGUACAUCAUGAGCACUAUAUUGGCACCAACCACUAGCACCAGGAUAAGCAAUAGGUGCUAUCCUGUUUUGGAGCGGAAGAAAGUUGAAACUCUCGUGGGUCAGUUUGCGUCAGGCAUGACCUGUCUAUUGGACAAUCUUGUCCAAGGGUGGACUGGUCUGACGCCUCCCGAAAGUGAAGAAAUGGCGCGACGUUUUGGUACGGUCACCGGUGGCGCGCCCACGCGCUCUCGUACUGCUAGGGGUAGGUUCGAGGGUUACAAUUACCCGAGCGACAUUGACGAUGAAGAUGAACAAGUUCAAGACAGUGGCGAGAGUAGCGACAGUGAUGACGACUCACCCUGCAACCCUGGAGGAGGAGAAGGAGAAGGGAAGAAGGAUGGCGACAAUGAAGACGGGGGGAUGGGCAGGGACAAUGCUCAUGAGGGUCAAGGUAGUGGGAAUGACGGCGGCGGGAAUAACUAUGACGGCUCUGGCCGCAACGACAACGAUGAAGCAGCACCAAACGACGAACCUGGUGAUGAAUCCGGUGGCGGAGGAGGCAGGGGUGAAGCCGGUGACAGAGACAAAGGUACCAUGGACGCCGUGCACCGUGAAAUCACCAAAAUUGUGGCUGGGGAACUGAAUUUAAAGAGGAAAAGUAUGAGUGAUAUGCCACCUGAUGCCGAUCUCGAUAAGUGUAAGAAACCGAGAUCUACUAAAAUGGUUCUGACAAAGAGUACUAGACCUGCAAGGAGGUCUCCUCGGUUUUCUCCAACCAAGGGUGGGGCAAGAGAGGAGGAUUCACCCGCCGGCGUCCCUGCUAUUGAAAAGGUCUUAAAGAAGGCAGUUACGAAGCAUAUUGCACCUUCAAAGAGUUCUCCUCGUCUUUGUCGAAACCCAGACGGGGCACAAAACGAUGAUCUGACCAACGCAGUCCGUAUUGCUGUAAAAGUCACUGAAAAGGCACCUGCAAGGAGGUCUCCUCGUGUUUCUCGGAACGGUCCUUCGCGGAAAACGGAUGAGGCAUCUAUUGAUGGUGCAAGCAGCACCGCAUCUCGUAUUCCUGAAUUGGCACCACGUGCUCAUAUUAAGAAGCAAUCAGCAGAUCAAGCACGAGCACAUGCUUCAGUAUGCAGAACCAACAGUAUUUUUGAUAGACUGCGCUCGCAGCUUAGAGCACAAAAGGAGGCAGAUCCAAAUGUUGCUGAUGGGCACACCGUUGAUGAUCCGAAGGUGGCAGAUCCGAAGGCGGCAUAUCACAAGGCGGCAGAUGGGCAUACUGUCGUUGCGGCGAGCGCACCCAUUGGGUCGGCUGUGAGGCAUGUACUGAUUGCGUCGCCAGACCCUGGAGUGGUUACCGCCUCUGGAAGCAGGCCCGUCGACGCGGCGUCGCCUGCUGUUGGGACAGCAUCAAGGCCGGUUGAGAUUGUGUCGCCUGUUGUUGGGUCAGAAGCAAGGCCGGUCAAUAUCGUGUCGCCUGCUGCCCCAUCGGCAAGGCCUGAACCUCUGCCGCUGAAACCAGGUGGUGUAUCCGUCUCGGGUCAAGCCGGUGCACCGGGUGGAGAAUUGAUUGACGAGCUUUCGCCAACUGGACAAGAAGCUAUGGAGGAGUUGGUUGGACUACACACGGGGAUGUUUCCUGCAUCUCUAUUGUUUGAGAACCGUGGUCACCAAGUAGUUGUGCCGAAGACCUCCGGAAGAACAAAAGCUUCUGUUAAAUUGGGGCUUGGACGGAGAAGUGUUGUUGCAAACCGGCAGUCGCCACGCAUUGCUCAACAGCAAAGAUGUGAAGCAUCAGCAGGCACGACCGACAGGCGGGCAACCCCACUUGAUCAUGUGCAUGCCAGCCACCGCCAUCCUUUGGCGUUUACCCCACCCUCAUGUGAUCUUGGCUUUAGUCUGAUACGUCGCCAACCUAGUCCACCUUGGGCGCUUGGCUUGGCUUUAGUCCUUUGGCGUUUACCCCACCCUCAAGUGCGGAGAUGUCGUCCUAUCAGCUGUGUAUUUGUCACCGGAAGAAGUUGAAGCAUUUGAUAUAAUGGACAAACAAGCACGGGAAAGGGAUGCGUCUGCCUCGGGUUAUGCAGAAGCCCCCGACAACCUGGAGACUCCUAUGAAAAAUUCAUCCAUUCAAAAAGCUGUGGACUGCAGUGCCACUCCAGCGACAACAAUUAUACCCAAGAGGAUUGUGCAGCCCUCAAAGUAUAUGCGCGGGCCGUACGUCAAAAUCAAAGCAUCACUGCUGAGAAUGAGUUAUACCAGAAAGUCAAACGGUUUGGCGGAGGCAGGAAGACAUCAAAGACGAAUCUUGCCAUUUUGCAAACAUAGUACCAUUAUUUUUUAAUUUGUUCACAUAGCUCCAUUUUUUCUGGUUAGUCUUGAUCUAUGCAGGACAAUUGUAAUCCAGUGCAAGUCAACAUUUGCUGAGCUUGGUGAGCUUGCGAUGGCUGUUAAGCCUAGGGGGAGGUUGGGGACCAAUCUUGCCGAAGCCGCCAUUGAGUACAUCCAGCGGUUUGAGUGCCCGGAAGACAAAGUAGUGGUCCCGUAUGUUGUUGCUAGGAAGCUAUCUGAGGGGCACACCCGUCACAAUCUGAUAAAUAAAGUGUUCAGUCAGGACCCUGUUUCAAAGCUCACUCGCAAAAAAGUUGUUAUGCUCCCGUUCCUCCAGCUAUGGGGUGAAUCAGAGAAGGAUAAAGAGGGUCAUUGGUACACUGUUUCAGUAAACAGUAACCAAUGGAAGUUUGAGAUUCUCGAUUCCCUCCGCGGCCCUGAUGAUGAGGAGCUGCGACUUCAUUCUGGCGAGAUGGUGCUGAACAUUAAACGAGCAUGGAGAGAGCAUUAUGCCGACGCCAAGAUGCAGAUCCAGGAUUUUACGACUGAGCACAUAUCUGUGCCAAUGCAAGAUAAUAUUGAUGAUUGUGGCUUCUACAUGCUCGAGUUCCUGAAGAAAUGGGAUGGUAGAGUUGUGCCGGCGUUUGGCCCGGAUGAGAUUGUCGAAACCAGGAAGAUUAUCACUCACCGACUGAUUACGAACCAGGAUUUCAAUGAGAAGAAGAAUGCAAAGAAAUUUAUUGAGCAACACUCAAAAUAAGAUAACCGGUCUGUUAUGGGUGAGUAAAGGAGAUGGGGGCGGGCAGGCUGGGUUCUACCUCCCGGCAUCGCUUGUUGCUGUAUCGCAUGGGCUCAACUACCGUCUUUUUGUGCAAACUGGCAAGGCUGCCUUGUAGUGUAUGGAUCUGUAGAGAAAUAACAAUCAUACAUAUAUCAAACUAUGGAAAUCAAAGAAUGUGGCACAACUUUCUAAUAUAUGCCACAUCAAUAUACUAGGCAA